This is a messenger RNA of Corticium candelabrum, 706 nucleotides long. RefSeq names its product large ribosomal subunit protein uL3m-like. NCBI's taxonomy places the organism in Eukaryota, Metazoa, Porifera, Homoscleromorpha, Homosclerophorida, Plakinidae. Gene Ontology annotation, biological process: translation. Gene Ontology annotation, molecular function: structural constituent of ribosome. The record is from RefSeq and is a predicted model, not a curated record. The transcript is spliced from 5 exons. The annotation marks the transcript as partial. Gene Ontology annotation, cellular component: ribosome; mitochondrial large ribosomal subunit.
GUGACCAAACCAUUACAAGGUCAUUUUGCAAAAGCUUCAUUGCCCGUCAAACGAAAACUCUGGGAGUUUAGAGUCACAGAGGAUGCCUCGGUGCCAGUUGGGACAGAAAUUGUUGCUUCACACUUCUUGCCUGGACAGUACGUUGACGUGGCUGGUACAACAAUUGGAAAGGGAUUCCAAGGUGUGAUGAAGAAGCACAAAAUGAAGGGGCAGGGAGCAUCUCAUGGAGUUACUAAGACACAUCGUAAAAUGGGGGCAACUGGAGGAGGAACGGAUCCAGGGCGAAUAUGGCCAGGAAAGAGGAUGCCUGGUCGUAUGGGCUGUAAGCGAAGAACAACCAUGAGCUUAAAAGUUUAUCGCAUCAAUAACAAGUAUAACAUUCUGUAUGUGAGCGGUUGCAUUCCCGGCUAUAAUGGGAGCUACGUUCGAGUAACUGAUGCACGACGAAAGCCAGUCCAGGAACCACCAUUUCCAACUAGUUUUCCUGACUCAAACAACCGACCGGAAGAAGAAUUUGCAGAUGAAAUCAUGCAGCCAGACAAAGGAACAGUACAAUUCGAGACAGUAAAACAGCAUCAAUCAUAAUAGCAAAAAUAAUUACAAAAGUGCACUGAUUGUUUUCUUUCUACAUGACGGCUUGCUGGGGUCUCCUCUGGACUUGCUUGUAGACUAAACUCUGUUGAAAUGUACAACACAAAUGUGAGAA